CGUUACUAAUAACCGAAAAACCAGCCAGGACUAUCACCGUUUAUACUAUACUGCAAUGCACCGACCGAAACAGAAACGACGAGACCACAACACAGACAAGCCGCAACGUCGACUCUGUUUCGGUCGCCACGUUGGAAUCAUACCUGCCAAAUUGUUAUAGUGGAAAGGAGCAUCAGUAUGACUCACUAUCUUCGGAAGUAACAACCGUCAUCCAUAUGAAGCAGCAAACCGUCGUCUAUCUUCUCGUUUUCUGCAUCAUCUGCGGGAAUAUCAUAGGCGCAUAUUCGUCCUGCCCGACGCAGAUGGACGCGUGGACGACAAUCAAGAGUGCCGGCUGGGGGAGAUAUUUCCUCGUCAAGUCUACGUCCCGUCAUGAAGCCCCGUGUACUUACAUGGGUUACCCGUCCAGGAUAAAGGAGGGUCUCAAGAAUGCCCGCAUUGUGUCUGGAGCGCUCGACAGGAACAAGCUGUUCGGUGUAGAAGACAAAGUUACAGCGAAAGGAGAUCGCUUUACCAUUGGCUACUUGUCAUCAAAAGUUCUCUUCGCUGACUACGGAAACUGUGCCGUGAUCUUUGGACCAACUCAAGCCUGUGAACUAUGGGUUCACGAAGCCAUCCUCACAUCGAGCUCAUACGGUUGCUGCGACACCAACUUCCAAGGGUGUGCCAAGAGAAGUCUAAUCCACCACCACUACCAACAGACUUGCCCUAAGUAAUAGGGAACCGCAAAGGAAGGCGCCCGCGAAACAAUAUGCCGACUAACGAGGCCAAAUAAAUAUUUUGACUUUGA
Molecule: messenger RNA, 790 nt
Organism: Ornithodoros turicata
Lineage: Eukaryota; Metazoa; Arthropoda; Arachnida; Ixodida; Argasidae
Product: allergen Arg r 1-like
Exons: 6
Coding region: 216-716 (166 amino acids)
Source: RefSeq, a predicted model, not a curated record